Messenger RNA from Calliphora vicina (urban bluebottle blowfly), 2611 nucleotides. It is a transcript of the gene Mapmodulin, whose product is annotated as mapmodulin. The transcript is spliced from 8 exons. Gene Ontology annotation, cellular component: nucleus. Gene Ontology annotation, molecular function: histone binding. NCBI's taxonomy places the organism in Eukaryota, Metazoa, Arthropoda, Insecta, Diptera, Calliphoridae. The coding region runs from base 683 to 1873 and encodes 396 amino acids. The record is from RefSeq and is a predicted model, not a curated record.
AGGAAAAUCUUAUACGAUUUUUUCUCAUAUUAAGAUAGACAUUGAACUUGUAAAGCAGGAAAUUUCAAACAAACAAAAGUCAAAAUUUACCACUGGGUAAAUUAAAAGAAAAUUUUAUAGAAAACCUUCAAAAUCAAUUUGCUGUUUAAUUAACCAUACGUCGUCUUAGCGCUGCCAACAUAUCAACCAACGAUCGAUCGAUCAUAAGUGGUUGGCAGAAGAUCCCGAAUAAUCGUAGCAACAGCCACCCAGCCAGCAACUCUUUGCCAAACGUAUAGAAACCAAAUAUUCAUCUAUCUAUACACGCACAUAUCGUCAUCAGAAAGAAACUGACAUCUCUAUAAAAUUGGACCAGCAAGCAAGUUGGUUACUACUGUAUAUAGGAGUCCGAGGGGCAUUAUUAACAUACGCACUUUUUGUUUGUAUUGUUGCUGUUUUUUCUUCAUAUUUUCGCCAUUAAACUAAACACGUACGCAAGGUGCGCGCGUUAGCCAGCCAGCCAGUGGUGACAAGUUCUAGUUUUUGUUUCUGUAAAACAAACCAAUAACAAACAGCAAGAAAAAAUUUGUCUUGACAUUUUUUUCUUCCAAAUCAACUACAUAAAUCUUCAAUAAAAAAAAACUAGCAGCAUAAUUUGUAUUAUUUAACUGCAGCAGCAACAAUAAAAUUAACAGCAACAACAAUGGAAAAAAGAAUAGAAUUGGAAAGACGCGCUCGUAAAGCUAAUCAAAUUACAGAAUUAAAUUUGGACAAUUGCCGGAGUACAAGCAUUGUUGGCCUUACCGAUGAAUAUACAGCGUUGGAAUCCCUAAGUCUUAUUAAUGUUGGCCUGACAACAUUAAAAGGUUUCCCCAAAUUGCCCAAUUUAAAGAAACUGGAAUUGUCAGAUAACAGAAUAUCAUCAGGACUCAAUUAUUUGCAUAGCAGCACAAAAUUACAAUAUUUAAAUUUAUCUGGUAAUAAAAUCAAAGAUCUAGAAGCCUUAAAACCCUUGGAAGAAUUUAAACAUUUAGCCAUACUGGAUUUAUUUAAUAAUGAAGCAACACAAAUUGAAAAUUAUCGUGAGAAAAUUUUCGAAAUGUUGCCCUCAUUAAGAUUUUUAGAUGGGUUUGAUUGUAAUGAUGUGGAGGCGCCCUCAGAAGGUGACGACGAAGAAGAAAAUGGUAAUUAUACAACAGAUGAGGAAGACAAACAAAAUGCAUUUAAUUUCAAUGGUUUAGAAAUUGAUUUGGAUGAAUUAGAAGAGUUUGAAAAACGUGUCAAAGCAAAGCGUGAAGCAAAAUUGCUUCAACAAGAAAACACUACAGACCAUCUUCAAACUGUGGCAAAUGAUAGUAGAGUCAAUGGGACUGACAAUGCCACUGCUGAUGUUGAUGCGGAAGUUGAUGAACUAGAUGAGUAUCUGAAAACUUUAAAAUUAAGAGAACAGCAAAGCGAAAAUGAUAAAGUUUCUGCUACUCACACGAGUACAUCUAGCGAUACAGAUACACUGCAGUCGACUGCAAGUUUUGCUCUAUUAUUAUAUUGGUUUUUAGCAAUUUUAAAUUUAGCCAGUGCCACAUUUAGUAAUAAUCUGGAUUCAGAUGACAAUGAGGAGAAUGAAGACAAUGAUAGCGAAGUCUAUGGCAGUAGCGAUGAUGAAGACAAUGAUGUUUCCUUGUCUGAGGUCUACAAUGAUGAUUUAGAAGAGGAUGAGGACGAAUGGGAUGAAGAGAAUGCUGUCGAAAAUGAUGAGGAUGAGGAUGAAGAUAGUGAUGAUGAUGAAGCCAAUGAAUCGGCUGUGGCAAAUGCCGAUAAAGUUGCUGGUGAGGGCAAUGCUGCUAGUGCCGAUGAAACCCAGUCACGGGGUAAGAAAAGAAAGCAUGAAGGUUAAAGAACACUUCUUCAUAAAAUUCUCGGUUAAUCAUCCCGUUAUUUUCCAUGUGUUUUUUAUUAAAUCUUUAUACAUCGUCGUUUUUAUAUUAAUGGAUCAUAAUUUUACUUUAUAAAAAAAACAAAUACAAAAAAAACAUUUGCAAGUUUUAUUUUUCGUAUAAGAAAAGCUGAAACAAAAUCAAAUUAAUAUUUAAGUAAAAUAAAAACCAACAACAAAUAAAAUUGAGAGAAAAUUAACAGUUAAACUUUAAAAUACCCAAAACACCACUUUUUAAGAAAAACAAAAAAAAAAUAUAUAUAAAUAAUAAAGGAUUUCAUUUACAAUUAUUACAAAAUAGAAAUAUUUACAAAACACACCAACCACAACAGACACAAUUUUUUUUUUUCAAAGAAUCAUAAGAAAAUAUUAUAUUAUAGUAUAAAAGAACAAUAGCAAUUACAACAAAUAAAGAAAGUAUGUAACUGUAUUUAAUAGAAAGAAAAUAAACUAAAAUUUCCUUUUUUUUCAAAACAAACAAACACAUAACCAUGUUUAGAGAUAAAAACAAAAUUUGCAUGUAUUUUAAUUUAGUUUAAAUUGUGUAAAACAAAUAAAAAAAACAAAACAAAUCUUCAACAUUUCAACACUUUUUAAGUCCCCUCCCUUUAUAUAUAUUUACAUUGAAAUAAAACUUAAUAAAAUAUCCAAGUUGUUUAGUUUAUAACAAAAAGACAACAAAUAGUAAUAAAACAAAAA